Molecule: messenger RNA, 1008 nt
Organism: Dioscorea cayenensis subsp. rotundata (Guinea yam)
Lineage: Eukaryota; Viridiplantae; Streptophyta; Magnoliopsida; Dioscoreales; Dioscoreaceae
Exons: 10
Coding region: 1-1008 (335 amino acids)
Biological process (GO): DNA recombination; DNA replication; DNA repair
Cellular component (GO): nucleus
Molecular function (GO): DNA binding
Source: RefSeq, a predicted model, not a curated record
AUGGAUAUUGAAGAUGUAAUAGGAGAAGUCAUUGGCAAAGAUAAUCCUAAAGUUCAGGAAUCCUAUGGAAAGACAAGCAAGCUGAUGGAUGUUGUGCUUCAAGAUCUGGAGUUGAUGAGUGAGCAAGAUUGUAGUUCUCAAAGGAUAAGUCAAGUCUCUUCUUCAUUUGCCUACUCCAUCUUUAAUGAUCUAUCAAGUGAAGAAAAUAAUGUAAAAUCUAUUGGACAAUUAGCAGAAUCUAUAGAGGUUGGUAGUUAUUGGGUUUUUGCUACUAUUAUUGAAAUUGAAAGUGAUCAAGAUUGGUGGUACUUAUCCUGUAAACGAUGUUCAAAGAAAGUCAAUCCUGUUGGUAAGAGAUUUUACCGUGAAAAGUGUGACAAGUUUGAUUUUGAGGGAACUCCUAGGUUUAAGGUCCAAGUAAGAGUUAUUGAUGACACUGGUAAUGCUUCUUUUCUUUUGUGGGAUCUUGAGUGCUUGCAAUUACUUGGUAAAAUAGCUAAUGAUUUGAGACAUGAUUCGACAAAGAUUUCUAUGAAUGAAUCUUAUCUUGCUGAGAUUGACACUUUGGUGGAAAGAAAAAUACUAUUUAAAGUUCAAAUAAAAACUCAGAAUAUCAUGCAACAUUAUGAAAUGUUACCUAUAUUGUUUGAUUCAAUAAAUCUAACGGAGGUCUCUUCGAAGCUCGUCCGGUUCCUUUACUUCAUUGACGCCGGCGAGGCAUUGUUAAAGGAGAUGAUGCCAACGUUCAUGUUGGUGAAAGGUGGGAAAGAGGUGAGCCGCGUUGUUGGUGCCAAAAAGGAUGAGCUUGAUUGCAAGAUCGUGAUUUUGAGUCGAGAGGAUCUUCAAAAUGAGUUGGCAACUAUGAACAAGAGGCUAGAGGCUCAAGAUAAUUUGAUAGUUGAUUCGAAAAGAACAUUAGAGAUGUUGUGCAAUCACAUUGGUAUGACUCCUCCACAUGGAACACAAAAUGCAAGUAACAGUCAACCAGAAGAGGGUGAAGACGUAUGA